AUGCGCCAGUUGAAGUAUCACGAGGAGAAGCUUCUCAAGAAAGUCAACUUCUUUCAGUGGAAGAGCGACAAGAAUGUUCGAGAGAUCCAGAUCCUGCGAAGAUAUCGUGUACAGAAUAGAGACGAUUAUCACAAGUACAACAAGAUUGCGGGGUUGAUCACGAAGCUGACCUCGAAACUGAAAGAGCUCCGGCAAGAUGACCCAACUAGAGUGAAGACUACCGAACUUCUGAUCGACAAACUUUACAACAUGGGGCUGAUCUCGACUAAGAAGAGUCUCCUUCAGUGCGAGAAGAUUCCUACUUCAGCUUUCUGCCGAAGGAGGCUGCCAGUGGUGCUGGUCCGGCUCAAGUUCUGUGAGAAUCUCAAAGAGGCGGUCACGUUCGUGGAGCAGGGGCACAUUAGGAUAGGGCCCGAGGUUGUCACGGAUCCAGCCUUCCAUGUCACGCGAUCGAUGGAGGACUUCAUCACUUGGGUUGACUCCUCCAAGAUCCGCAGGAAGGUGAUGAAGUACAACGACGCAGUCGACGACUUCGACCUGCUGCAAGCUUGA
This is a messenger RNA of Guillardia theta CCMP2712, 552 nucleotides long. RefSeq lists its product as hypothetical. Gene Ontology annotation, biological process: rRNA processing. Gene Ontology annotation, molecular function: snoRNA binding; rRNA binding; structural constituent of ribosome. The transcript has 3 exons. Gene Ontology annotation, cellular component: Mpp10 complex; small-subunit processome; small ribosomal subunit. NCBI's taxonomy places the organism in Eukaryota, Cryptophyceae, Pyrenomonadales, Geminigeraceae. The record is from RefSeq and is a predicted model, not a curated record. The coding region runs from base 1 to 552 and encodes 183 amino acids.